GUCCCUGCGAAGGUGGCGCAUAGAUUCGGGGCCCACAGGCAGAAGAUCAUCACGCAGGCGCACUGCCUUCCCGAUCCCAGGCGGUGUGGACUUACCCGGUACCCAGCCUGCUUGCUGAAGAAUCCUGUUCUUAUCUCCCCGGACAACCAUAGGAGGGAAUGGCUGCAGUGUCUCCACCUACAGAUGCCAGCCUUUUGUGACAUUUGAAGAUGUGGCCGUGACUUUCACGGAUGAAGAGUGGAGGCAUCUGCUUCCUGUGCAGAGGGCGCUCUACAAGACUGUGAUGCUGGAAAACUAUGAGAACAUCAUCUCACUGGGGCUUCCUGUUCCUCGACCUGACGUGAUUCUUCCAUUUCUUCAGUUGAAGAGCAGGGCUGAGCCAUGGACACAGGGGCUUCAUGGAUGUGAGGAGAAAGAAUGGCCAGACAGUGUCUCUCUAGACUGGGAGCCUAAGCCUAAGAUCCUAGAUGCUUCAGCAGGAACCCCGAGAGAGAGCCGUAGAAGACAAAGUCCUCUGUGCACUAAACUGGAAGUUCAGACACUAGCAGGUGGGUUGGAACCAGCAAAGGGAAGUCCUGCAGCAGAGACUUGCAGGAAACGUCUUUCCUUGAACAGAAGCUUGCAGCGAAGGCCAGCCCCAUCCAGGAAAGCCCUCGCUAAACACCAAGACCAGGAAUGUAGUGACUGCGGGAAGACCUUCUUUGACCAUUCGUCACUCCUCCGUCACCAGAGGACUCACACUGGAGAGAAGCCCUAUGGCUGUCCUGAGUGUGGGAAGGCCUUCAGUCACAGGAGCAGUCUCAGCAGACAUCUGAUGUUGCACACAGGGGAGAGCCCCUAUGAGUGCAGUGCCUGCGGCAAAGCCUUCUUUGACAGGUCAUCCCUCACUGUGCAUCAGCGGGUGCACACAGGAGAGAGACCUUUCAAAUGCAGCGAGUGUGGCAAAGCCUUCUUUGACAGGUCGUACCUUACUCGCCACCAGAGAAUCCAUACCGGGGAGAGUCCCUAUGAAUGUCAGCAGUGUGGUAAAGCCUUUAGCCAGAAGAGCAUUCUCACUCGGCACCAGCUGAUCCACACUGGCAGGAAACCAUAUAAAUGCAGUGAGUGUGGCAAAGCCUUCUUUGACAAAUCAUCCCUUACUCGCCACCAGAGAAUCCAUGCCAGGGAGAGUCCCUACGAAUGUCAGCAGUGUGGCAAAGCCUUUAGCCAGAAGAGCAUUCUCACUCGGCACCAGCUGAUCCACACUGGCAGGAAACCAUAUAAAUGCAGUGAGUGCGGAAAAGCGUUCUAUGUGGUUUCCUCCCUUAACAGACACCAGAAGGUGCAUGCUGGGGAGCCACACCAUCAGUGCGACCAGUGUGGCAAAGCUUUCUUCGAACGUUCUUCUCUCACAAAGCACCAGAGGACACACACUAGAGAGAAGCCAUAUGAGUGCAGCGAGUGUGGGAAGGCCUUCGGCCAGAAGUGCCGGCUCACACUACAUCAGAGAGUUCACACAGGGGAGAAGAAACCCUUUGAGUGUAGUGUGUGUGGAAAACAGUUCAGCUUCAAGUCUUCUGUUAUUCAGCAUCAGAGGCGUUAUGCCAAACAAGGGACAGACUGACCAAAGGAGAAGCAUUAGCUACACAAAGGGCCUUCCAUAAGCGUGCUAGGUCUCCAUGUCCUCUACAAACCCAGCAUUUGCUCCUCCUGUCUACUGUGGCUGCUGUCCUGUCCACCUCUGCUCCACAGGGUCUGAGUAAUCAACAUACCUAGUGUGGAGUGCAGAAGCUAAAACCCGAAUCCAGAUUCAAAAUCGUGGGCAGAGCUGGCUGUUGCUCCUGCUCCUUGACCCCAGCACUGUAGAAGGUUGCUGGAGAGAGUGUCAGCAACAGGGUAUGGCUUAGGAGGGGAGUCCAAAGACAUAACUCUUUGAGAACAUAGGCCUGUUGUCUCUGCACUGAACUAGAUGCAGGCUAUUACAGGAGGGGAAUGUCACAAUUAUGGGAAAACACCAUUUUCUCCAGAAGUUUCUAUAGUUUUAGUCCCUGUGAAGCCUUUUGGCAUACAGACAUAGUUGUCUUGUGCCCUAGCAUUUAGCCCUCCUGGUAGUAGUAGUAGUGCUAACACUUAUUAAGAGCUUAUCCUGGGGCAAAUACUCAGCAGAGAAUUGUAGCAGGGCGAGAUUGACUGAUCCUCUAACUAGUCCUUUUGUCUCUCACAGAUGAGCACCAUGAGGUUUGUUCAAGAGAUUAAGGAAUAUAUUCUAGGUGACACAAGGUGAAGCCAGGUGUCUUAGUUACUGUUCUUUUACUGUGUGGAGUCAUGCUGACCAGAGCAACCUAUAAAAGAAUUAAUUAAUUAGUUAGGGGCUUGCUUCCAUUUCCAGUCAGUCUGUGGCAGGGAGCAUGACAACAGAUAGGUAAGCAUGGAGCUGGAGCAGUAGCUGAGAGCUUACACCUGAUCCACAGGUAGUUGGCCUAGAGAUGGGGAGACACACUGGUCUUGGCAUGGGCUUUGGAAAAUUCAAAGCCCAUCCUCAGUAACACACCUCCUCGAACAAAGCCACACUCGGGCUGCAGAGAUGGCCUAGUGGUUAAGAGCAUUGGCUGUUCUUCCAGAGGUCAUGAGUUUGAUUCCUAGCAACCACAUGGUGGCUCACAGCCUAAUGAGAUCUGGUGCCCUCUUCUGGUGU
Microtus oregoni (creeping vole) is the source of this 2674-nucleotide messenger RNA. Its product is annotated as zinc finger protein 2-like. NCBI's taxonomy places the organism in Eukaryota, Metazoa, Chordata, Mammalia, Rodentia, Cricetidae. The record is from RefSeq and is a predicted model, not a curated record. Gene Ontology annotation, biological process: regulation of transcription by RNA polymerase II. Gene Ontology annotation, molecular function: DNA-binding transcription factor activity; RNA polymerase II cis-regulatory region sequence-specific DNA binding. The transcript is spliced from 5 exons. Bases 284 to 1603 code for a protein of 439 amino acids.